Messenger RNA from Cydia pomonella (codling moth), 9259 nucleotides. RefSeq names its product liprin-alpha-1 (gene Liprin-alpha). Gene Ontology annotation, molecular function: protein binding. Lineage: Eukaryota; Metazoa; Arthropoda; Insecta; Lepidoptera; Tortricidae. The record is from RefSeq and is a predicted model, not a curated record. The transcript is spliced from 24 exons. Gene Ontology annotation, biological process: synapse organization. The coding region runs from base 301 to 3564 and encodes 1087 amino acids. Gene Ontology annotation, cellular component: presynaptic active zone.
UACUCUUUGAUGUGAUUGACGUUCCAAUCCAAGAUGGCAGACAGGCCGUUUGAGCCGUGAUAGUACGGGAUUGUAGGAGUGCAAUUUCUAGGUGUGUCAUUCUAAAUAUUGAACUAGAAUGUCUCCCGAAUUCUUGACUAAAAUCUUGUACGAAUAUUCUGACAAUGUGAAACUACGUCCUCGCGUAUCGUGCGCUAGGUUUAGGUAACGUUUGUGCCGGGACAUAUGUAAAACGGUGAUCGAAUUGUGUUAUUCGGUGUGUCGUGUACGCGAUUUAUUCUGGUUUAAUGGUAAAUUAAAAUGUGGAAUAUGAUGUGCGACGUGAUGCCCACUAUAUCGGAAGACAGUAUCAGCCAGAGGAGUUCGCAGUUUUCUGGCGAAGAUGCGAAUUUCGAGCAGCUUAUGGUGUCUAUGCUCGAUGAGAGGGAUAAGUUGGUGGAGAGUCUCCGGGAGACGCAGGAGCGGCUCGGGGACUCGGAGCUCCGCCUGAAGGAGGUGGAGAAGGAGCGGGACUCGUUGCAUCGGCAGAUUGCAGCGAACUUGCCUCAGGAGUUUGCCACGCUCACGAAGGAGCUCAACCAAGCACGGGAGCAGCUGUUAGAGCGAGAGGAGGAGAUCUCAGAGCUCAAGGCGGAGAGAAACAACACAAGGCUACUACUCGAGCACCUAGAAUGCCUAGUGUCUCGCCACGAGCGCUCAUUGCGCAUGACCGUAGUCAAGCGGCAGGCGGCGGCCCAAUCAGGAGUCUCCUCCGAGGUAGAGGUCCUCAAGGCCCUCAAGAGCCUCUUCGAGCACCACAAGGCGUUGGACGAGAAGGUCCGGGAACGGUUACGAGUAGCGUUAGAAAGGAACACAGCAUUAGAAGAAGAACUAGCGUUAACCAAAGAAGAACUGCAACAGUACAAAUCGGGUUCUGACUCGGAGCGACCGAAGGAGAACGGUGCAGUCAGCACCGGCUCGCCCGACGGCGAGCAACUCCAAACUAAGGAGGGUAGCGUUAACGGAGACGACAGGAAAACGACCGAGCUGCAAAACACGAUCGCCAAGCAGUCGGCAGAGCUGAGCUCCUGGCAGCGGCGCGUGGCGGAGUUGAACAACAAAGUCAGCGAGCUGGAGGAGCGGUUGGCCAAGGGAGAAAAGGAGUUGGCCAAGAAACAGGAGGAGUGCGUCAAGCUCCAGCGGGACUUGCGGGAGAACGGCGCGCAGAAGGAGGACCAGGAGGAGCGGAUAGCGACCCUGGAGAAGAGGUACCUGAACGCGCAGCGCGAGUCCACGUCUCUGCACGACCUCAACGAGAAGCUCGAGCAGGAGCUGCAGCACAAGCAGGCUCAACUCAAGCUCCAAGAGGAGAAGAUCGCCGCCAUCGAGGAGAAGCUGGAACUGUCGUCGCAGAAGUUGGCGCAGAUGUCCUCGCUGCCCGAGAUGGAGGAGCAGCUCAAGGCGCGCAUGGAGGCGCUCAGCCAGGCCCAAGAACGGCACGGGUCCGCCGAAGACCGUAUCCAGCGGUUGGAGGCUAGCGUCGAAGAGAAGAACGCAGAGCUGAUGAGGCUGAACCAACGGUUGAGGAUGAACGAGGAGCAUAAUACACGGCUCAGUGCAACGGUUGAUAAGCUGCUUUCUGAGUCUAAUGAUAGGUUACAAGUACACCUUAAAGAGCGAAUGCACGCGCUAGACGAGAAGAACGGUCUGACGCAAGAACUGGAGAAGACGAGGAAGUACGCCGAGGAACUGGUGGCGGAGAAGCAGGAUAUCCUCAAGGAGCUGGCCAAGUGGCGCAUGGAGACUGAACAGCUAAAACGACAAAUGCUGCAACAAGAAAUAGCGUUCAACAUCCAGCAAACAGACGCCCUCACGAGGUCGCUCUCGCCGGGCGCGCCUCCGCAACCACCGCCUCAGGCUCUAUUCCAAACGAAGUUGGACGGGUCGUGGGAGAAGCUACAGCAAGCUCACGUGCUCGCCAACGUGCAGCAGGGCUUCGAUGUUUCCAGCGACGCAGAGAACGACGAAUCAGACGGCGGCGUCGAAGGCGGACACACAGACGCCGCGGCCCUCGCGCUGAUGCUGCAAGAACAGCUCGACGCCAUCAACACGGAGAUACGGCUGAUACAGGAGGAGAAGCAGAGCACCGAGGCCAGGGCCGAGGAGCUCGAGUCCCGGCAGGUGGGCAGCUACGAGCACAUGAACGUGUUGUCGCGGCGCGGCGAGUCGCCGCCGCCGGCCGCGUCGCCCUCGCGCCCGCACCUCGCGCCCGUGCACAAGUACCACACGUUACAGUUGUGCGAGGACGGCGUGGCGGCGGAGGGCGCCGAGUCGCCGCUGACGGCGCGCUCGCUGCGGCUCGAGCGGGCGGCGCGCGCGCUGCACGCCGAGCGGGACCGCCUGAGGACGCACUACCCCGCGCCGUAUGACUCCUCGAGCCAAGAGUCCCUCGGCGGGCUCGCGGCGUGGGGCGGCGCCUCGCCCGGCCUGCCGCGGGGCGUGGCGGCCGCGGCCUCGGCUGUUUCUAUCGCGUCGAUGCAUCAGCAGAAGAAACGCGGUAUCAAGAGCUCCUUAGGGAGGUUCUUUAGUAAAAAGGAGAAGGCUGGUAUGCCGAUGCAGCAAGGAGGGCAGCGCUCGCUGUCGUCCGCGUCUUCGUUAGGAUUGUCGUCGCUAGCCGACGACGCGCCCGACGCAGCUCCCGCGCCUCUAGUACAAGAUUACGCUCGCAAUAAGGGCAAAGACCGCGACUACCGACACGAGCUACUAGGCGAAGCCAUGCGCGCAGGCACGCCCUUCGCGCUGUGGAACGGGCCCACCGUGGUGGCGUGGCUGGAGCUGUGGGUGGGCAUGCCGGCCUGGUACGUGGCCGCCUGCCGCGCCAACGUCAAGAGCGGCGCCAUCAUGUCGGCGCUGUCCGACCAGGAGAUACAGCGGGAAAUUGGCAUCAGCAACCCCCUACACCGGCUCAAACUACGGCUCGCGAUCCAAGAGAUGGUGUCCCUCACAUCCCCGUCCGCGCCGAGAGGGACGGCAUGUGCGGCCCUAGCCUUUGGGGAUAUGAACCAUGAAUGGAUCGGCAACGUCUGGCUGCCGUCAUUAGGAUUACCUCAAUACCGCACGACGUUCAUGGAGUGUCUGGUGGACGCGAGGAUGCUCGAACACCUCACCAAGCGGGACCUCCGCACGCAGCUCAAGAUGGUCGACAGCUUCCAUAGAACAUCGCUACACUUCGGCGUGGCGUGCCUGAAGCGGGUCGGCUACAGCGUGCGCGCGCUGGAGGAGCGGCGGCGCGCGGCCGAGCACUGCAGCCGCGACGUGCUCGUGUGGAGCAACGAGCGGCUGCAGCGCUGGCUGCUCUCCAUCAACCUGAAGGAGUACGCCAACAACCUGGUGGAGAGCGGUGUGCACGGCGCGCUGAUCGCGCUGGACGACAACUUCGACGCCAACAGCAUGGCGCUCGCGCUGCAGAUACCCACGCAGAACACGCAGGCGCGGCAAAUUCUCGAAGUAGAAUUCGCGAACCUUCUCCAGAGCGGCACCGAGCGCGCCGCGCGCCUCGCGCACGACCACGCGCCCGCCUCCUGACACCUCGCCAUGGACUAGGCGCUGUCGCCCGCCACCGACCACUGUCGGCCACCACCGACCACUGUCGGCCGCCACCGACCACUGUCGGCCACCACCGACCACUGUCGGCCGCCACCGACCACUGUCGGCCGCCACCGACCACUGUCGGCCACCACCGACCACUGUCGGCCACCACCGAACACACAGAAAACCGGCAGCUACCGACAAAAACUGUGAAUAAACGUUUCAUUUCUUUUAUUUGACUGGUACAAAAGGCAAGUGAUACAUCGUUUUUUAUCUUCCAUAGACCUAUAUAUGGAUUUUUUAUUAUGUCCCGGCUUUAGACGUCGGCAUCGAGUGGUAACAUUCUGUAGUAAAAUCACCUCUAGAAUUACAUUUGUAAUGUAUACGACUUCAGUUUCUGUUUUAACAGUUUCGUGUGCGACAAUAUUUGUGAAAGAAACGAUUUCAGAGCUAAUAUAGUGGCGGAAAAAAUCAUAUUUUAUCAAAUUAUCACUCUAAGGACAUAUUUAAUCGUAUAAAUAAUAUUUGGUAUUCGAAAAUCAUUAUAAAUUUAAAAUAAUAUGUGGCCGCUCAUUCUACCUAGCUUACAUCCAUAAAUAUAAAAACUAGAGGUUACUUCCAAAUCGAGUACUUUCAUGAAUAUUCCUGUACAAUACUAUAGAUUUUAUUUAUUUUAACGCUAGUACAAAUUUCUCGAAAUAACAAUAAUGUAGACAUAAAUUCUUUCACUGACGUAUUUUUACACUACUUUUUACUGUAGAAUGUUGCCAACUUUUACAUCGUUGUUGAUACUUACAAUAAAAGUUGUCAUUACUGUUAUACAUAUACCUAACUAUUAAACCAGUUGUAGCGAAAUUAUGCUUUAUUAUAUAAUAUAUGAAUGCAGAAGUGCUCUGAUACCGUUAGAUUUACUAUGUACUUAACAUUUAUUCCGAUAUUUAUAAUAUUAAAAACAAAUAAAUAAAAUAUAUUAAAGUGGUUACGCGAGCGUCAUACUUGAGAAAAUCAUAGUCUAAAAAUAAAACAUACAAACAUCGUUAAGUACUAGUAUUAGUAAUAUCAAAAAGAAUUUGAAAUAGAGGUGGAUUGUCAAAGAAAAUUUUGUAGCCACAAUAAAUUAACACAUAAUAUUAUAUAUAUAUAUUUUUUUUGUUAUAUUUUUUUUUUAUAUUUCGACACAUGAUUAAAACUAUUAGGACGCUAUUUGACUUUUUUUCCUUAUUCUUUCACUGAUAUGUGUUAAAUUUAUUAAAUAUCAAAAAGUGGCGCCAUCUUACCGGGCAUUGGCUAAAGGUUGUGGCGCCAUCGCUCGAAACGAUGCCGCCAUACCUUUGGCCUUUGAUCUAUUCGACAGCGACACAUUUUAAUAUUUAACAAAUUUAAUACAUAUCAGUGAAAGAAUAAGGAUCAAAGUCAGGUGGCGUUUUAAAAGUUUCAAUCAUGUGUCGAAAGAUGGCAGUAAAUUUACUGUGGCUACAAAAUUUUCCUUGAAAAUCCACCUCUAUUUCAAAUUCUCUUUGGUAAUAUUUAUUUCUAUACUCAACUUCUUUCACUACUUAACUUUCUUCAGUAUUCCGUUUAAUAUAUCUAUUUUCAACCUUAUAAGUAUGAGAAUAAAGUUUCAAAUCGUGCCUAGUUAGGCUAUAAUUUUCCGAAUUUGACGCCCUAACGACCGCUUCAGACAUUUUCAUACUCUGAUGCCAAAUAUUAGUUACAAAAACUAAUAUAUAGAGUUAAACCUGCUAAUAGUCCCAACAUCUAACAUCACCUUACAGUUGGACGAAAGCAGUCAAUGAGAGUCGACGCUCAGAAGUAAGAUAAAAUGUGGAUAUGGUUAUAGGUGUGCCUGAUGAAUAUAGGAUUGGGAACGGGAAAUAUUGAUACUGAUUUUUAAUUAAAAACUAUUUUAGAACCAUUACUGACUUAACAUGGUUUCUAAAGUUUCUAAUUUAGCCAAAUCUGCCCUUAUCAGUUUUUGGGCAUUUUAAUGACCCUUAAAACGCCAAGAACGCUUAAAAGCGUUAUAAUUAAUUAAGCCCAUCGCGCAUAUAAGCGUUUACAUAUGGGACCGGUGUCAAAUUAACUUUCAUGAUAUGACAAGAAUAUAGGCUAAAAAGUUUUUCGAAUGCAACAGUAGCGACAUCUAUAUUAAAACACCUGAAUUAUGUCAUUAUUUUCUGUUCUCUUUCCGGGCCUGUGUACCAAGUGCCUCGCUGAGGUGUGUAUAUACUAGCUUACGUAGUUGAAUGUGUGCCUCCGAGUGUUUAUACAUCCAUAGUAUUAGGCGGUUCACAUUGGUGUGCGAGCGGGACAUCGCUAUAUACGUGCUGUCACGCUCACGCCGGUGCGGCGUGCGAUGCAUCAGUGUUAUAACUGCGUUACCACAGUGUAAAGGUGUCAACAAUAUUUUUUUUUAGAUGUUUUUAUGAUGGUUUAACGUUUGAGAUUGUUAUACUGGAUUACGUUGCUAUUCGAUUGUUUUAAAUUAUGUAAUUUUAGCAAUAGUCAAUUUUAGCAUUUUUUUUACGAAAUAUGUGUCAAGUAAACUUUUUUAUUCGCGCUUUAUUCCAAUAGUCAUUGCUAUUUUAUUUUUAUUUUUUAAUUGGUGCAAUCUAAUCCAGUAAAAGCAACAUUGUCCAAGUAAAAAACUGGUGUCGACAAAAAUACUGUGUUUGCCGAAAGUUGCAAUUGUUCAGUUUAAUUUUUUGACAGAUAUAUGAAAUUCAGAAGACUUGAAAGGCUCAAAAGUCUUGGCUAGAAUUAAUACAUUUAGUUAAUAUUGAACUGAUAGAUUUUAGCUGUCGGUAUUGGCGCAGUAUUUCGCAGGGUAUCCACAGUUGCAUUGCAAAGUCGACUUUACUCCGUGCUAAUAAAGAUGAAUUUUAAACAACAUGGCGCCUGUGGUCCUUCGUGGUCCCGAAAGGAAGCCCGGUUACUAGUCUGUGUACAGUGUUAUGCAAUUGUGUUAGAUUCUUAUAUUUUAUUAUCCGCGUGUAGCGGCCGCCACAUUGAAACGAUAACAUACAUGUGGUCGGACAUGAGGUUUUUCUGUUUUUCGAACGAAUAAAUCUUUAUCGCCUUAACAAAAACAUAUGAAAUUUAGUAAGGAUUUUGGGAAACUGUUCAGAACUAUCCCUCCCAUCCUCCCAUCACAAGUUAUCAUCGAAAAACAGAAUUCUCAUGUCCAACCUCAAGUAUGGCGCCAUACUAGAGUGGGCUGCUGCAUUAAGUAUAUUUUAUUAAGCCUUUACAAGCUACUCUUGCGCGCACGACACUUUUUAUAUUUAUUUUAAUUUGGACUUUAAAUUAAUCUAGUGUCGCGCGCUCAUGACGCUAUUGUAACAUCGACGGUUAAUGAAAUAAAGAUUAUAAUUGUAUAGCUAAACUAUUUUAAUUUGAAUCUUCGUAGCGAAUAUUGUAAAUAUGGUUUGAUAGAUUACGGCCGCCCGUGCGGACAUAGCAAUACUUAGCUAGCUAGGAUGUGUUCAAACUUUACAAGAUUAUUUUUAAUAUUUUAUCGCUUUACUAUUUAUUAACUAGGACUUAUUAUUUAUUAAGUUUUAACUAAUAGUUACUACGGAGCUGUAUCUUCUAAUUGGUUACGAAAUACCUCAACUCGUGUAAAUGUACGGUUGUUUGAAUCACAAGUUUAUUUUAAGCGUGAAGGUGAACAUUAAAGGGCUGCUAUGUACUUUGAAUAGGUAUCCAAUAACUGUGUAUAGAGUAACGAGUAACAGUAUUAAUAAAUUAGGUGAGUGUUACGUGUGGUCACAGUGUGGAAAUUGUAUUUAAAAGUUAAAUCGUAGCUAACUUCGGCAACGUACUAAAUAUUUUGCCACGCAUUUUGGAACGCACCCUUAUUUUUGCCGCGGUUUUUUGACAAGUAUCGUUUUUACUUCUUUUUUAGUUCUCGCGAGUUGCAAUUCUAAACAACCUUCCAAAAAAACCGUUUGCAAAAAUACCAAGUGCGUUAAUUCAUUUCAUGAAAAAAUACUAUGAAUAUUUCGUAUUCAGAUAGUGUAAUCAAAAAUAUUUAAGUGGCUAACUUUGGGCAUCAUGUAACAUUGUAAUUGACUAAAACAAUUGGACAUUGAAAUAUAAAUAAUUGAAAUGUAUAUAAAGUAUAAUUAAAAAUAUGUUUUCAGUUAUUCGAUAUUGGUAUUGCCAGAAUAUUCAUUACUCUUGUUACCUGUAUUGGUAUUUCUAUUUUACUUCUAACGCUCUUUUUCUGUGUCAAUUUCUGUGUAGAUAUGCAUCUAGUCAACUGGAGCAAAACUAAUACCGAAUAACUGGGCUGUGUCUUAUAGAUAAAAUAGUUGGAAUCUACAAAAUAAAAACUAAAAAAGUUGUUUCAUGUUAGGCAUUUUGACAAUAGCCAGUUUUUAUAUUUGUAGAUAUUUCGACUGGUAUCGUAAAACGCGGUCGGGGUGGGGUAGCGAGAGCGAGACAGCGAUAUGCCCGCGUCUCUAUAUCAUACAUACACAUCAUUGUUUCAUUAUCAAUGAAAUAUAAUUAAACGACUACAUAAAGUUUUAUAUGCGACUACGUUUACAAAAUGGUUAUUUAGUUAUUUGUUAGUGUAUAGCUUUUCGAUGUAGCUACAUUUUUGUAUAAAGCUCGUUCGUUAGUAGGAAAUGCGAAACGGUUUUUCUAAAACCGUUGCUUUAUUUCCUGUUUAGCAUAGCGCGGUUAGUGUACAGUGUAUACUGGCCGUUAGUAGUUCGCGUCCGUGAGAGCCGACAAUUUAAAAAAAAAACGGCUCCGUCAAACGUCCAUUGACCCCUUUGUUCCGAUUGCUCCUAAAGUGCCAACGUUCGACAGACGGUCGCGGGCUAACAAUAAAUAGAAUAAUAUGGCGGCUCUAAAAAGUACCUAACUCUACUUCGUUUUUAAAUUUCGUAGAUUUUUUUGUUAUUUCUAAUAAUAUGGUCGACUGGUAGAGAAUGCCUUAAAGCGUUAAGUCCGCCAUUUGUACUCUUAUUUUUUGUAAAUUUGUGCAAUAAAGUUUAAAUAAAUCAUAAGAAUGUGUUAAAAAUUCAAAACGCUAUUCUCUCUUAUAACCACCGAAAGAGGCAAUUUUAAUAACAAAUAUAUUUACAAAAUGUGAGGCAAGGUAUGUUUUAGAGCAGUCAAAAUCCUGUCCACAUUCCACCGAGCUGUCGAACAAUAUUCCAAGUCCCAGUGGCUCGCUAGUUCGCUACCAAAGAAUAAAGUUACCUUCACGUUAAGGUUAUUGUAUAAUAGGUUUUUAGUUAAUUCCAUUGUAUAUAAUUUUACAUAGUUUGCAUAGCUUCGUUGACGACAUAUAUCGCAUCGUAGCUCCGUGUACCCGUGCCCUGCUUACAUUCCAAGCUUUCUGUGUUGCCGCUUUCAUAGACCAUAGACAAGUCUAUAAUUUUUUAAUCUCCAUACAAAGUCACACCACAACUUAGUGGUCUUUGAGACAGCGCAAAGCUUCGAAACAAAAUUCUUAUUAAGUGGCGACCUCUACAAGAUGGGGUAAGCGAUUUUGUAUAGAGAUUAACAGUUUUACAUGUCUCUGUCUAGACGCAGGGCGGGGGGAAUGUAACGGUGAUUAUUUUGACCAAUGUAAUCAGAAUACUGUGUAACCUUUGUAAAAAUAUUUAUCAAAUGUGCGAACGACGUACGUUAUGCAUAAUGAUAAGAGGUAAAUACAAUUUACACGAUACAA